AUUUGGUUAGCCUCACUGACGAGAACAAUGGACGUUUCUUACCCCUCUCUAGGAUUACCCCUGUCAAAACAUGGGAAGUGUGUUUCUUACAUUAUACGUAACGACCAAUUAUUUUAGCCACGUACUCAUUCGCUAUUUGAAGACUAGAAAGAAAUAUGUUAGCAUGACCCGUAAACAUGGGAGAUAUGACAUUAAAUGUCAGGCCAUUUGUGCGACAGAUUGUAAGAGAGGCAUACAAUAUUCUAGCAAACCCUAAAAAUGAAAGUGAAUGUGUGGAAUGUCUACAGAGAAUACAGAGCCUGCUACCUGCGAGAGAGAAUGCUCUAGGGAAGUUGAAUAUUUCACAAGAAGAUAUAGUAACUGCUCAGGAAGAAUUUGCAGAAAAUCAUUAUGUGAGAUUUCUUGACUUCCUGGUGAAAUGUUUGAGUGUCGAUUGGCUCUCUAAUUUACCAAAGGAUAGGAUUCCUGAACUUUUUGACAUAUUCUUCCUAGAUGGAAUACCAGAAGAAGCAUUUCUGAUCCUAACAAGUGCAAUACAAACUCUGAGCCAUGGUUACAAACUAAACAAAUGUGCUGUCCUGCUUGAAGAAUUCAUCAAACAACAUAAACUAAGAGUACUUUUGUGGAACCAGUGUGUGAUCAUCCCAGACAAGAGCAGAACCAAAGAAAACCAACAUUCAGUUAUGUGGGAUGACCUGGUUACCACACUUGCAAUGUUGCCAGAGAGGAUAAUCAAUAAAACAAAGCAGGAGACAAGUGACAUCUUUUACCCCCAGAAUUAUGGCCCAUUUCUUGCAAAUGAAAUGUUAGUGGUGCUGCACCAGGUGUAUAGUGCUGUGAAGAAUGGCUCUGAUGUUUCUCUGUCUUUCUUCAGUCAGUUGUUAGGGAAAUUGUGCAUCACUGGUAGUGCAGACCGGAUAUGGUCAGUUUUACUUCCCAGUUUUACUACUCUCACCAAUCAAGACUUUAUCUGGUGUAGAAUUUGUGAGCGUCUUGUCUGUGAAGUACCUGACAGGUGUAUUGAAAGUACCAUUAUUCCAGUAGUAAGGGAUGCAGCGUGGUAUGGCACUGUGAACAAACUACUAGGGGAUGCUGUUCUUUCAAAACAAAAACUGAAGUAUUUGUUCACUAACAAACUUCUUCUAUACAGACACUUUAAACAGGACCUGAUAUUACAGAACAUAGUUGGGCACCUGGCAAGUUCCCAUACAAGAAAGCCUCUGUUUAUCCAGGUUCUUCAGACUCUUCUAGAAGUAUGGGGAGACAGCAGUGCAGUGAAACACACGGCAUAUGAACAGCAUCAUUACAUUUCCAGGGCAAUUCUUAUUGGCAUAGGACUCUUGAGUGAUAGGGAUAAGGAACAGCAUAAAGGAGACUUAAUAAGAAAACUGAUGACCGGUGUCCAGUGUCACAUAGACAACCAGGCCUUCAAAGUAAGACUCCUUGGUAUGGUUGUGGCUGAGGCACUGACCACAGCUCUGGACCCCAAAGGACCCAAGUUAGAAUUUGAGUAUGAGAAGACAGAAGAGGUGAACCACCUGCUUUCCCUAGUCACUCCACCUUCUGAUCCAGGCUUAGUUGAUAUUCAAAGAGAUUUUCAAACAGUAACACUCGCUGAAAAUGACUCUAAGGUGAAGGAAAAUUGUUCCACAAAGGAGCAGGAGCAGAUAAUAGAAGCGGCAAAUACAGAAGAACUUGACAGUGAUGAUGACUUGGAGCCAUAUGAUAUGUCCAAUGACGCACCAGUUACGAAGACAAAGGCCCCCAGAUACGUGCGGGACUGCAUGGAAGGUCUCAUAACAUCGGAUGACCCAGAAAGAGUUGAGUCUUGUCUAUGUGCUGCUGCUGAUCUAAUAAGAUCCAAUCCUGUUGGACUUAAAGAGAUAGCUGUUGAAUUCAUCAAGAUCCUACUGCACCUCCAGGACUCUUUUACUUUACUAAACUUCAUUUCCUUGCGACACAGCGCCAUGGUUGCUCUGGGCGUAUCUUGUCCUGUGGAGGUAUCCGCCUAUUUGACUAAAGAGUUCUACAGAAGAAACUAUAACAUAAGACAGAGAAUGGAUAUGUUGGAG
This is a messenger RNA of Lingula anatina, 2072 nucleotides long. Its product is annotated as telomere length regulation protein TEL2 homolog. Gene Ontology annotation, cellular component: cytosol. The record is from RefSeq and is a predicted model, not a curated record. Gene Ontology annotation, biological process: 'de novo' cotranslational protein folding. Lineage: Eukaryota; Metazoa; Brachiopoda; Lingulata; Lingulida; Lingulidae. Gene Ontology annotation, molecular function: Hsp90 protein binding; telomeric repeat DNA binding.